AUGAGUGAUGCUGUUACACUGACUGUAUCAUCAGAUAAACCACAGACAGUUUUAAGUGUUUCUCCACAGCAGUGGUUGACUGAAGGAGAUUCAGUGACUCUGAUGUGUGAGGUUAGAAGUUCAUCUACAGGCUGGACAUUCAGCUGGUUCACUGUACAGAUGAAUAAAGAUGUUGAUUAUGAGCUGGUGUCAAACAGCAGUGGAGGAUCUAAAGGCAUCUACACAGUGAGUUCAGUGACUGUGAAGCACACAGGAGUUUAUAUGUGCAGAGCAGAGAGAGGAGAUCCAGUCUAUCACACAGACAGUAACACACAAACACUGUGGAUUACUGGUGUUUCUCCUUCAGUCUCUCUGAUCAUCAGACCCAACAGAUCUCAACACUUCUCAUCUGAAUCUCUCUCUCUGAGCUGUGAGGAUCACAGUAACUCUACUGGAUGGACAGUGAGAAGAUACAGAGAAAAUAAACUGAAACCUUGUUCAUCAUCAAGCUGGAGAUCUACAGGAACAACAUCUACAUGUACAAUCAGAUCUCUCUACACAUCUGAUACUGGAGUGUACUGGUGUCAGUCUGAAUCUGGAGAGAAACUUCAUCCUGUUAAUAUCUCAGUACACAUUGUUGAUGUGAUUCUAGACAGUCCUGUUCAUCCUGUGACUGAAGGAGAUCCUUUGACUCUACGCUGUUUAUAUCGAGAUAAAAACCCCUCUAACCUGAGAGCUGAAUUUUAUAAAGAUGGAUCAGUGGUGCAGACUACAGGAGACAUGAUGAUCAUCCCUACAGUCUCAAAGUCACAUGAGGGUUUCUACUAUUGUAAACACCCAGCGAGAGGAAAGUCUCCAAAGAGCUGGAUCUCAGUCAGAGGAAAUUCUCAAGUGAAGAUGUUUGGCUUCAACAUGAUCACUUUUCCACUGGCAGUUUGUCCCUAUCUGUUAGCAACAGUCGUGCUGGUUGUCAAAUGCUGUAGACUGAGAGGUGAAACAUCUGUCUGAUUUAUUAGGUCUUUAUACUUGAUUAUUCAAUUUAUAUGUAAAAAUUUGUAAAAGUAUGUCUCGGUCUGAGUAGGGAGGGUCUUCGUUUUCGUUUUUUUCUUCUACUUAAAGGGAUUGUUCACCCAAAAAUGAACAUUCUGUCAUCAUUCACUCGCUCUCAUGUUGUUACAAACCCGCAUAAAUUUCUUUGUUUAGAUGAGCACAAAGGAAGAUAUUUUGAGAAAUGGUUGUAACCAAACCCUUCGUGGGUAUAUAAAAUGUAAACCAAUGAAUCUGUCUCUGUUUAUCUUUUUUUUUUUCAUGCAAAUACAGUACAGAUUUAGAAAGUCAUGAUGAGACAGUCAAAAUUAUGCGAUACAACACAAUAAUUAUUAGUCAGAUGAUUGGACUAAAAAUUGUAGGUGUUACAUCAACAUCAUCCAGGUGAUUUAAGUGGAGGGAUUUACAAGUUUAUUCUCAUUCUCUUCAAAUUGUUCACCAAUCAGUCAUGCACGAGAUUAGUUACAUGUAUGAAAUACCAGUGGCGGAACUAGAAUUUUUUAAUGGGGUGGCCAGGGGGUGGCCAAAGCUACUUUAGGGGGUCCAUAGUCCAUAAAAGAAAAUUACAUGUAACCAUGUAUCAAGAAAGCAUAAAUGAAUCUUUUGAUCGCAUUAGAUGUAAACAUAAUAAGGGUGAAUUUUGAAUCUUUCUACUGUAUUUCUUACAUCUGAUUUACUGUCUGUUAAAGGGAUUCACCCAAAAAUGAAAAUUCUGUCAUCAUUUACUCACCCUUAUGUUGUUCUAAACCUGUAUUUUAUUUUAAUAAACACAAAAGAAGAUAUUUUGAUAAAAGAUGGUAAGCACACAAUUAAUGGUAUAUCCAUUAAAUCCCAUUAUGUUGUUUUUAUUCCUACUAUGGAAGUCAA
Messenger RNA from Misgurnus anguillicaudatus (oriental weatherfish), 1893 nucleotides. NCBI's taxonomy places the organism in Eukaryota, Metazoa, Chordata, Actinopteri, Cypriniformes, Cobitidae. The record is from RefSeq and is a predicted model, not a curated record.